Molecule: messenger RNA, 3111 nt
Organism: Blepharisma stoltei
Lineage: Eukaryota; Ciliophora; Heterotrichea; Heterotrichida; Blepharismidae
Source: the annotation of a GenBank genome assembly
AUGUUGGCUAGAUUUAUCUGUCUCCUUGUCCUUACCCUUUUAACCUCAUCAACAAAAGAAAUCAACCCAGACGUCAAAACUAGCUCAAAAGGCACUAAAAUUGACUCAAAACUGCUUCUGCAAGACCCUAACCUCCCCAUUCAACUGUUUCAAGAUGCCAUGAAUUCUCGAAAACUCAAAGAAAAUUCAACCAGUGAUGCUUCAGGAAACAAAAAUAAAAGGCAACUAUAUAGCUGGUGCAUAGAUGGUCAAAAUGGCUGCCAAGAAUGUAAUGAGUCCAGGACCCUCUGCAGCAUUUGUAAAAAUGUUGGUGAUAUGCCGGACAGAAAUGGUGGGUGCACCACUAGUAGCCUACCUGGCUGCUCUAUUGUUACCGGUGAGUUUGAAUGUGAUGUGUGCUCUGCUAAUCACUAUUUUAGCUGUUCACAAUGCAGUGCACUAAUUAAAAUUAAGUUUGCACAUAUAUGCCACACCAUUUGCCAGAACUUUAAUCAAUAAAAAUCACCAUAAGGCUACCAGUCUUGGGCAGAUCUUGGUUGCCAAUGCGAUAAUUUCUAUUGACUCCUAGGUAGCUAUCCUUCCAGCUCUAGGCGGAUAAAAGAGUCAGCCUCUAUACCCCUCUUGCAGCACUUCUAAAUCUACACUUCCUGCAUUCUUGCCAAAGCAAUCACCAUAUUUUGACUAUGCAGUGAUUCGAUAGCAAAUUGUAAUGUUUGCUUCAAUCUUGAACAAUGCUCUGAAUGCAUUGAAGGGUUUUAUUUAGACGGUAGUAGAUGCACUCUCUGCAGUUCUAAAUACAAUGACUGUGAAGCUUGCAAUUGAGAUGUAUGCCAAAAAUGCAAGAGCGGCUUUGCUUUAGAUGCAAAUUCAAAUUGUGUCUCAUCUCCAACAUCAAACUGUAUUUCUGUUGAUAAUGGAGACUGUUAUGAUUGUGCUGAAGGAUAUUACUUGAAAGACAAUGCUUGUAUCUCAUGUACAGGCAUUUCAAAUUGUGAACUUUGUGAUGAUGAAUCGACCUGCACUCAAUGCUCGGCUGGCUUUUUUCUGCAAGACCCUACAACCUGUGUUUCAUGUAGCAGCCAAAUUUCGUAUUGCGCAGCUUGUGACUCAGAUUCAGAAUGCACGGAAUGCGAUUCAACGCAUUAUCUUACAGAUUUAGACGAUUGUGCUAACUCAGGACCUGAACAUUGUUACAUCGUUGAUAGCAAUGACUUGACUACCUGCAAUGAUUGCUUAAAAGGCUACAAUUGGGAUCAGAGCGACAAAACUUGUAAAGCCUGCGGUGAUAUAAUGCCACAUUGUACUGAGUGUCAAGACGGAAAUAUAGAGGAUUUCAGAUGUUGAACAUGCGAUGUCGGGUACAUUUUAGAUAUUUAUAGUGUUUGCAUUAAAUCUCCUUUAAAAAACUGUGUGAAAGUUUCAGAUGCUUCCCAUUGUGAGGUAUGCUCAUCUGUUAGCAAUGGGGUGUGUGCUUCUGCUGGAGCUCCAAUUGCUAAUUGCAAAAUGGCAAGUACUGAUAGCUCUUAUUGCGCAGAAUGCGAUCUUGGUUAUUCUUAUACCGGAGAAGGGCUCUGCCAAUGCAGUGCCAAAGAUUGCACUACAUGCAAUACCAACGACGGAAGCAUCUGUGAUACGUGCAUUGAUAACUACUAUGAAGACUGCGUGCCAUGCAGCACAAAAAUAGCUAAUUGUGACACUUGUGCUGGCGGGGUCUGCACGAAAUGCAGUGCAGGGUAUUUUUUGCUUUAUUCUACGUGUAAUUUAUGCGCCUUGCUUGACCCAAACUGCAUUACUUGUGCAGACAAUGAACUUUUUUGCACUUCUUGCAAGCCUGGGUUUUUGGCAGCUUACUAUGGUGAAUGCGUUGAAUCAUCACUGCUGAAUUGCGAGAUAGCUCAAGGUAGUACCUCUUGCACUCUAUGCUUGUCUGGAUACUAUAUUAAUGAUCAGCAGACCUGCUCUUCUUGUGAAGAUAAUAGUGCAGGAUGCGUCGCUUGCUCUGAGUCAUCUACCUGUCUAAAAUGUUCACAAGGGUAUUGGCUUGAUUCCUUAUCAUGCUCUCCAUGCAGCUCGAUUCCUAAUUGCCAAGCUUGUGAUAAUGGUACAAUAUGUACUAAAUGCCAGGCUACUUAUCUUCUUAAUGAAAAUAAAAGCUGUACUUCUUCUUCAAUUGAGAAUUGUGAUGUUGUGGUGAGCAAUGAUCCUAGCACUUGUCAACAGUGCUCAACAGGGUAUUUCUGGGAUACUACUAUAUGCAAGGCCUGCAGUGUCCCAUUGCCGAAUUGUGACACUUGUUCAAGCUCAACGACUUGUUCGCUCUGCAAAACAGGCUAUUAUUGAAAUCUUAUCCAAUGUUCUGUAUGCACAAAUGCACUAAAGAAUUGUCUAGAGUGCUCUUCAGACGGCACCUCAUGCUCAAAAUGUGAUAGCGGGUAUUACCUUAAUCAUGAAAAUAAAUGCACUAGCUCUGUCCUCAAUUCCUGUGCUAAAGUUUCUGAUGAUGGGACUUGUAUAUCUUGCCCAAGCAAUAAAAUAUUUGCCUGUACCAAUGGCGGUACUUCACUUCCUAACUGUGCCGUUUCCUCUUCUGACAGCUCAGUUUGUGUCAAAUGCAUGCCUUCCUAUAAAAAUCAAGGAGGAAUUUGUGUUGAAAGUAAUUUUUAUUUAGUGUGCUCUGAAAAUUGUUCUGAUUGCUCAUCAAAAAAUAUAUGCACUGUUUGUAAUUCAGGCUACUUCCUUUAUGAUAGCAACGGAAAAACAACUUGCAUCUGUAACUUUUAUUUAGCUUGUGCUGACUCGUGCACAGACUGUGAGCCAAAUCCAAAUUGUUUCAUGUGUGCUGACUUAGUCGUUCAAGAUGGGGACACUUGCAGAGUCGAUUCAGUCGGGUACGAGAUAAGUUUCAGCGAUCGUUUUAUUAUUAUUGAUUUUGCUCACUCCAGUUCAAAAAUAUUAACACUUGCUAGUAUAGAAGCUUUCACAAUUGACGGUCAAAAUAUAGCUACGACCAAUUGGCUUAUCAGUUCAAGAUCAGAUACUCAGUUACAGAUUCAGACUGAUAAUGUGAGAGAAGCAGAUCUUCCAAUUAAUAUUGAUCUUUCUCUUCUUUAA